GAUUGAAUUUGUCCCUCGAUUUGUGUAGCUGGGGAUGACCAUUGAAUUGUGAUCCCUUGAUGUAGCUCCAAACAAUUUGCUCGGCGUUGUCUGAACUGUGUAUGACCAUACGUAGCAUCGUUCGCUACUUUUUGAAUCCUAUUGGCUUACCACAACAAGCACGAUUCUUCCUGCAUCACUUCAAUUGUUUUCAGAGAGCAAGAGAAUGCGAGACACGAGAGUAGAAUAAUGACCUCCAACACUAGGCUGCGUCUUGGGGAAGUAUAAGAUGAAGCGUAACCUCCUGUUUCUAGAUAGGUUUUCUAAUCUUCAAGCUCACCCCUACAAACAGCAACAGCAGCAACCCAGCUCACCACAGCUCCUUUCUUCCGACAUUCUCUUCACAAUGCUUUCGCUAUCCAAGCUUGCCAUCGCCCUAGGGCUCGUUGCCGGCCAUGCUCUAGCUAAUUCUGGAGAUAUGACCUGGUUCGACCCCGGUCUUGGGGCGUGCGGCGCAACCAACGGUCCGAAUGACUUCAUCGUCGCCAUGUCUCCAGGUGAAAUGAAAUGUGGAACAAAUAUCAAGAUCAACUACAAGGGAAAGUCGGCUACGGCCAAGAUCGUCGACAAGUGUCCUGGUUGUGCCGGAGGAUCCAUCGACGUAUCCCCCGCUGUGUUCAAGGUCUUUGCGGAUCUCGGUGUAGGACGUAUUCACGUCGAUUGGGCGUAUGUCUAGGUGAUUGUUAUGAGAACAGUCAGGGUUUUCCUAGCUUGAUGGGAUCACUGCUAUCAAGCUAGUGCAGGCAUUGUGUGGGUGAUAGUGUAGCCUAGCAUUCCGACCAACAGUCUCUCGUUCCUUAGCUAGCAGUACAAGAAGCCGAGAUCAGCUUCAAGCGUCUCAAUCAAUUCCAUUACUUCAUUUUGAGCAAGA
Messenger RNA from Xylaria bambusicola, 910 nucleotides. RefSeq names its product RlpA-like double-psi beta-barrel-protein domain-containing protein-containing protein. The coding region runs from base 269 to 715 and encodes 148 amino acids. The record is from RefSeq and is a predicted model, not a curated record. The transcript is spliced from 3 exons. NCBI's taxonomy places the organism in Eukaryota, Fungi, Ascomycota, Sordariomycetes, Xylariales, Xylariaceae.